Messenger RNA from Gilbertella persicaria, 2319 nucleotides. Its product is annotated as SPOC like C-terminal domain-containing protein. The transcript is spliced from 9 exons. Gene Ontology annotation, cellular component: Ku70:Ku80 complex; nucleus. Gene Ontology annotation, molecular function: damaged DNA binding; telomeric repeat DNA binding; double-stranded DNA binding. Bases 223 to 2319 code for a protein of 698 amino acids. Gene Ontology annotation, biological process: double-strand break repair via nonhomologous end joining; telomere maintenance; DNA recombination. NCBI's taxonomy places the organism in Eukaryota, Fungi, Mucoromycota, Mucoromycetes, Mucorales, Choanephoraceae. The record is from RefSeq and is a predicted model, not a curated record.
GACGUGGAUUAAAGGUCAGUAAUAUUGAGUAUAAAAGAAGAAUACGCGUUUUUUUUUUCUUUUUACUUUCUUUCUUUCUCUUUAUUGACCAUGGCCCAAAAGAAAGCAACAUGUUAUAUACUCAACGCCUCUCAUUCCAUGUCCUUUGAGUUUCCGACUGCCUGUAAGACUUUAAUGGAGAACAUUGAAGACAAAUAGGUCCUUAGCGGUAGAAAGACAGAUAUGGUCUCUGUUAUUUUGGCAGGCACACCUGAGACUGACAACAUAUUGGCAAACGAAACACCUGGUCAAUAUGAACAUGUUACUAGUUUAUGUCCUAUCUCACAGCCCAAUCUGGAUUUGUUAAGACGACUAAGAAAUAUUCAGCCUACAACAGAUACAGAAAUAAAAGCAGAUGUGCUUGAUGCUGUGAUUGUUGCGAUUCAGACAAUUACUCUGCAUUGUAGAAACCUAAAAUAUUUGAAGAGAAUCACACUGUUUACAGACGCAAAAGGAGAUAUUGACUGGUUUGAUCUAGAAGAAGUGGGUAAAAUGCUCAAAUCAAAUGAUAUUGGAUUGACAGUCAUCGGCUCAGACUAUGGCUUAUAUGAUUCACCUGACUGUCCAGAGACUAUUAGCCAAAAUUACAAAAACUGGACUAUCAUGGCCAAUGAAUCAAAUGAAGGUGAAGUGAUGAGUCUACAGGAAGCCUAUGAGAUCACCCAAGAGGAUUAUGCAAAAGAGAUCCGCCCUACACCAGUCUAUCGAGACUAUCUUUAUUUAGGUGAUCCUCAGCAUAAUACAGAGUUCUUGGCUAUUAGUAUCAAUAUGUAUUUGCGCACAAAAGAAGUCAAACCACCUUCUAGUACGAAAUGGUCUGCUUUAAGUCAAGGUGGCACCCAUACUGUUGAAAAGGACUCUAGAUAUUUACUUGAUGUACCUACUCAACAAGAUGCUAUGGAUAUGCCAAUGGAUACUGAAGAAAAAGAAGUAGGAAAAGAAGAUUUAGAAAAGGCAUAUAAGUUUGGUAAAUCAGUAGUCAAGAUAUCAGAAGAAGAACUAGAGUUUCAUCAAUACAAAUCAAAGAAAGAGAUGACCAUUCUUGGUUUUGUACCUGCAACUACGUUUCCUCGUCAUUAUUUGUAUGCCAAUGCUAAUAUUAUUACUGCUGGCAGUCUUCAGGUGGCUGAGAGUACAAAGGCUUUGAGUGCAUUAGCUUAUGCUCUGUAUGAAAAAGAUUGUCUGGCUCUUGUUCGUUAUGUGUCUAAAGAAAAUGGUUAUCCUAGAAUUGGUGUCUUGAGACCUGAAUUAGUUGUAGGAUCAGAUGAAAUGCCAGAUACUUUACUUUUGCAGUUCUUUGAUAUUCCAUAUGCAGAAGAUAUUCGUGACUAUAAAUUCAAAGCAAUUAAAGACCCAGAUAAUGUAGAUCCAAAAGGAAUAAACAUGAUGGAAGACUUGGUUAAUUCAAUGAAUCUAGAUCAACUAGGAAAAGAUUAUUUACAGCCUGAAGACAACUUUAAUCCCAUCAACUGGCGUUUUAACAAGGCCAUCAAAAACCGUGCACUUAAUCCUAAUGCUCCUAUACCAGACAUUAAAGAAGCUCAUAAAAAGCAAUUUGAGAUUGCACCUGAAUUAAAAGAGAAAGCAGGUAAUUUGGGACAGCAAAUUUCCGAGUAUUAUCAGAUUAAGAAAGUUGCUGAGAAGACAAAGCCAAAAAGACAGUUUCAAGAUAUGGGUGAGACAGAACAACAAGUUGCCAAUAUCCAAGAUAUUCUUCAAUAUGCCAAUUCAAAUGAUAUGGAUAUUGUCUCUCAAACGACGAACACUGUUGAAGAAGUAGGCUUAAUUACACCUAUUGAAGAUUUCCGCGCUUUGCUCAACAAGCCAUCGAAUGUGGAUAUGGUUGGUUCUGCCACUAAGCAAAUGACGCAGGUCAUUAUGAAACUACUUGAGAUCUCAUUUGGCAAUCAAAAUUAUUCUAAAGCUAUUCGUUGCCUACAAGCACUUCGAGAGACAUGUACAAAGGAAGAUGCUGCCAUGGUAUAUAAUAACCAUGCUCGAGAAUUAAAGGUCUGGUGUAAUCUGUCCAAUGCAUCCUCUCCUCGCCGUGAAUUCUGGUAUAUGCUCAAGGCUGAACACUUGGGUUUAAUUACCAAUGAAGAAUGCGAUGACACAGACAUUAUUGACAUAACAAAGCAAGUUGCUGAACAAUUCUGGGAUGAGCAUGAAGAUGAUAUUCUUCAUAAAAAAGAACAAGGAGAAGAAGAAGUUGUCAAGUUUGAUGCAGAUGAAUUGGUAUAUAACACUCUACUAAACUUGCUUUCACUCAUUCUUUUAUAG